Dama dama (fallow deer) is the source of this 10434-nucleotide messenger RNA. It is a transcript of the gene NAV1, whose product is annotated as neuron navigator 1. Gene Ontology annotation, molecular function: ATP hydrolysis activity. NCBI's taxonomy places the organism in Eukaryota, Metazoa, Chordata, Mammalia, Artiodactyla, Cervidae. The transcript has 27 exons. Gene Ontology annotation, biological process: nervous system development; microtubule bundle formation; neuron migration. Bases 74 to 4519 code for a protein of 1481 amino acids. The record is from RefSeq and is a predicted model, not a curated record. Gene Ontology annotation, cellular component: axon initial segment; microtubule cytoskeleton.
UCAGACCUCGGCUGCCCGCCGGGCAACUCGCUGUCCCCCCUGGGUGCCGGCCGCGGGCCGCCACGCCGGGAAGAUGCUGCAGCUGCCGCCGCCCCGGGCGGGCAGGACCAAGUUCCCCCGCAGCUGGGAUGAGAGCAGCUCCAUCAGCAGUGGACUCAGUGAUGCCUCCGACAACCUCAGCUCCGAAGAGUUCAAUGCCAGCUCCUCACUCAACUCCCUGCCCACCACGCCCACGGCAUCUCGCAGGAACUCGACAAUAGUGCUGCGCACAGACUCAGAGAAGCGCUCACUGGCGGAGAGCGGGCUGAGCUGGUUCAGUGAGUCGGAGGAGAAGGCCCCCCGCAAGCUGGAGUACGACAGCGGCAGCCUGAAGAUGGAGACUGCGGGGUCCAAGUGGCGGCGGGAGCGGCCCGAGAGCUGCGACGACGCGUCCAAGGCCGGGGAGCUGAAGAAGCCGGCAGGCCUGGGCCCGCCCGGGCCCCUGAAGAAGGGCAAGACCCCGCCCGUGGCUGUCACCUCGCCCAUCACCCACACGGCCCAGAGUGCCCUCAAAGUGGCAGGCAAACCCGAGGGCAAGGCCGCCGACAAGGCCAAGCUGGCCGUGAAGAGCGCGGGCCUGCAGCGCUCCUCCUCAGACGCCGGCCGCGACCGCCUGGGCGAUGCCAAGAAGCCUCCCUCGGGUAUCGCACGCCCGUCCACAUCAGGGUCCUUUGGCUACAAGAAGCCCCCUCCUGCCACGGGCACGGCCACCGUCGUGCAGACCGGGGGCUCGGCCACACUCGGCAAGGCCCAGAAGUCCUCAGGCAUCCCCGUGAAGCCGGCAAACGGGCGCAAGACAAGCCUGGACGUGUCCAACAGCGUGGAACCCGGGUUCCUGGCCCCGGGCGCCCGCUCCAACAUCCAGUACCGCAGCCUGCCGCGGCCAGCCAAGUCCAGCUCCAUGAGCGUGACCGGCGGGCGCGGUGGCCCCAGGCCCGUGAGCAGCAGCAUCGACCCCAGCCUCCUCAGCAGCAAGCCGGCGGGCCUGGCACCCUCCAGGCUGAAGGAGCCCUCCAAGGUGGCCGGCGGGCGGGCCGCCCCGGCCCCAGUCAACCAGACGGAUCGGGAGAAGGAGAAGGCCAAGGCCAAGGCCGAGGCGCUGGGCCCUGACGGCCUGUCCCUGAAGAGCGUCGGCUCCCCUGAGAGCACGCCCCGGAGCCAGGCGGGCCACGCCCCGGCCCCCAAGCUGGCAGAGCUGCCCCCUACCCCACUCAGGGCCGCAGCCAAGAGCUUCGUCAAGCCGCCGUCCCUGGCCAACCUUGACAAAGUCAACUCCAACAGCCUGGACCUGCCGGCGUCCGGCGACGCCCCUGCACCCAAGGCCACAGACCUGCACGCUCCAGGCCCGGCUGCCGGGGGCCCCCUCACCUCCUGCUUCACCCCCAGCCCGGCCCCCAUCCUCAACAUCAAUUCGGCCAGCUUCUCGCAGGGCCUGGAGCUCAUGAGCGGCUUCGGCGUCCCCAAGGAGCCCCGCAUGUACCCCAAGCUCUCAGGGCUGCACCGGAGCAUGGAGUCCCUACAGAUGCCCAUGAGCCUACCCGGCACCUUCCCCAGCGGCGCCCCCGCCCCCGGCAGCCCCGCUCCCCCCACCGCUCCCGCCGCGGAGGAUGCCGAGGAGCUGGCCUGGAGCGGAAGCCCCAGGGCCGGGCAGCUGGACAGUAAUCAGCGGGAUCGGAACACUCUCCCCAAGAAGGGGCUCAGGUACCAGCUGCCGUCCCAGGAGGAGGCCAAGGAGCGGCGACACUCCCACGCCGUCGCGGGGCUGCCUGAGUCAGACAACCAGUCGGAGCUGCCGUCGCCCCCUGCGCUGUCCAUGUCCCUGAGCUCCAAGGGCCAGCUCACCAACAUCGUGAGCCCCACCGCAGCCACCACGCCGAGAAUCACCCGCUCCAACAGCAUCCCCGCCCACGAGACGGCCUUCGAGCUGUACGGCGGCUCCCAAACGGGGAGCACCCUGUCCCUGGCCGAGAGACCCAAGGGGAUGAUCCGGUCAGGAUCCUUCCGAGACCCUGCGGACGACGUUCACGGCUCCGUGCUCUCCUUGGCCUCCAGCGCCUCAUCCACAUACUCCUCAGCUGAGGAGAGGAUGCAGUCUGAGCAAAUCCGAAAGCUUCGCCGGGAACUGGAGUCGUCCCAGGAGAAAGUAGCCACCUUGACCUCUCAGCUCUCGGCCAACGCCAACCUGGUGGCGGCUUUCGAGCAGAGCCUGGUGAGCAUGACCUGCCGCCUGCGGCACCUAGCCGAGACCGCCGAGGAGAAGGACACUGAGCUGUUGGACUUGCGGGAAACCAUAGACUUUCUGAAGAAGAAGAACUCUGAGGCGCAGGCUGUCAUUCAAGGGGCCCUUAGUGCCUCGGAGGCCACACCCAAAGAGCUCCGGAUCAAGAGGCAGAACUCCUCCGACAGCAUCUCGAGCCUCAACAGCAUCACCAGCCACUCCAGCAUCAGCAGCGGCAAGGAGGCCGAUGCCAAGAAGAAGAAGAAGAAGAGCUGGCUCCGAAGUUCCUUCAACAAAGCCUUCAGUAUAAAGAAGGGGCCCAAGUCAGCCUCCUCCUAUUCUGACAUCGAGGAGAUCGCCACGCCCGACUCCUCUGCCCCCUCGUCCCCCAAACUGCAGCACGCAUCCACCGAGACCGCCUCACCCUCCAUCAAGUCCUCCACCUCGUCUUCUACAGGCACCGACGCCCCUGAGGGCCCCGCUCCCCCGGCUCCCCAUGUUCGGCUGUUCCAUGGCAGCGAGGAGGAGGAGCCAGAGAAGAAGGAGGUGUCCGAGCUGCGCUCAGAGCUGUGGGAGAAGGAGAUGAAGCUCACAGACAUCCGCCUGGAAGCCCUCAACUCGGCCCACCAGCUGGACCAGCUGCGGGAGACCAUGCACAACAUGCAGUUGGAGGUAGACCUGUUGAAAGCAGAGAACGACCGGCUGAAGGUGGCCCCGGGCCCCUCGGCGGGCUCCGCUCCUGGGCAGAUCCCAGGAUCGUCGGCUCUACCCUCCCCUCGUCGGUCUUUGGGCCUGGCACUCACCCAUCCCUUCAGCCCAAGCCUCGCAGACACAGACCUGUCCCCAAUGGAUGGCAUCAGCACCUGUGGUCCAAAGGAGGAGGUGACUCUCCGGGUGGUGGUGAGGAUGCCCCCCCAGCACAUCAUCAAAGGGGACCUGAAGCAGCAAGAGUUCUUCCUGGGGUGUAGCAAGGUCAGUGGGAAGGUUGACUGGAAGCUGUUGGACGACGCUGUUUUCCAGGUGUUCAAGGACUACAUCUCUAAGAUGGACCCAGCCUCCACGCUGGGACUGAGCACCGAGUCCAUCCACGGCUACAGUAUCAGCCACGUGAAACGGCUCCUGGACGCGGAGCCCCCAGAGUUGCCCCCCUGCCGCCGAGGGGUUAACAACAUAGCGGUCUCCCUCAAAGGUCUCAGGGAGAAGUGUGUGGACAGCCUGGUGUUUGAGACCCUCAUCCCCAAGCCCAUGAUGCAGCACUACAUUGGCCUCCUGCUCAAGCACCGGCGCCUCGUCCUCUCGGGCCCCAGUGGCACCGGCAAGACCUACCUGACCAACCGCCUGGCCGAGUACCUUGUGGAGCGCUCCGGCCGCGAGGUCACGGAGGGCAUCGUCAGCACCUUCAACAUGCACCAGCAGUCCUGCAAGGACCUGCAGUUGUAUCUCUCCAACCUGGCCAACCAGAUAGACCGGGAAACAGGAAUUGGGGACGUCCCCCUGGUGAUCCUAUUGGAUGACCUCAGUGAGGCAGGCUCCAUCAGCGAGCUGGUCAAUGGGGCCCUGACUUGCAAGUAUCACAAAUGUCCCUAUAUUAUUGGUACCACUAAUCAACCGGUAAAAAUGACACCCAAUCACGGCUUGCACCUGAGCUUCAGGAUGCUAACCUUCUCCAACAACGUGGAGCCCGCCAACGGCUUCCUGGUUCGCUACCUGAGGAGGAAGCUGGUGGAGUCAGACAGCGACGUCAAUGCCAACAGGGAGGAGCUGCUGCGGGUGCUGGACUGGGUGCCCAAGCUCUGGUACCACCUGCACACCUUCCUGGAGAAGCACAGCACCUCCGACUUCCUCAUCGGUCCCUGCUUCUUUCUGUCCUGCCCCAUCGGCAUUGAGGAUUUCCGGACCUGGUUCAUUGAUCUGUGGAACAAUUCCAUCAUCCCUUAUCUACAGGAAGGGGCCAAGGACGGCAUCAAGGUUCACGGGCAGAAAGCCGCUUGGGAGGACCCUGUGGAGUGGGUCCGGGACACUCUUCCCUGGCCCUCAGCCCAACAAGACCAGUCAAAGCUGUACCACCUGCCGCCCCCCACUGUGGGCCCUCACAGCAUUGCCUCGCCCCCUGAGGACAGGACAGUCAAGGACAGCACCCCCAGCUCCCUGGACUCAGACCCACUGAUGGCCAUGCUGCUGAAACUGCAGGAAGCUGCCAAUUACAUUGAGUCUCCAGACAGAGAGAGCAUCCUGGACCCCAGCCUCCAGGCCACGCUCUGAGGGCCCAGCGGCCAGUCACAGGACAGCGGGGCGGGGACAGUGCUGUGCUGUCCCCUCUUUCCCGCUUCCUCCCAGCGCGGGCUCUCCAGCCCCAGGACAGGAGGGGCCGUGGAGGAAGGGGCAGGUUCCUGGUGCUGCACCUUGGAGAACUCCCUGUGGGACUGGCGGGUGGACUCGCGUCCCCAGAUCCAUCUCCUAGUCUCCUCCAGUGACUUUGAGGAGAAGAUGAUCCUGGCUCUUUUUCCUUGAUUUCUUGUCUCAAUUACAAACUCCUGGGCCUUCUGGGGAGGGGUUUAGAAGACAUCAAACAAGCCUGCGGUAGUUCCUAACUGAUUCUCACGAACGGCUCAGAGAGACAGCCUCACCGGGGGAAGUCUUCUGGGAGGAGGGGGCUCCUGGACCCUCCCUCGGACUCUGCCCAGUUCCAUCCACUGCCAACAGCUCUCCCUGCCCCCAAGAUCUGGCUGCAGCCCAGGAAAAAAAAAAAAAAAAAAAGCAUGUGGUUUACAAACGUUAAAUCAAUCUGUAAAAGGUUUAAAAAAAAAAAAGGAAAAAAGGAAGCUGGAGGAAGGAAGUCCAGUUGUGAGGUGUGCUGCCCGCCCCCCUUCUGGACACACAGGGGAUACCAGCGAGACAGCCACCCACCUGAGACACGGCCAGACCACGAGGAUGCCACUGCAGCCUUCAGAGAAACGCCACCAGCUCUGCUCACAGCGCCUAAGUUAACACACGAGUCAAUAAACCCGGCUUUUUUUUUAUUUUUGUUUUGUUUCCAUUUUUCCCUCCCAUUUGCCUAUUUAUUCUCUUCUUCUUUCUCGGCUUGUUUUCCCGUAUCCUCACAAGUCGGUGAAUGCUCAAGCUGCUUUUCCUGGGGCUGGUCUGGCUCUUCCAAGUUGCCCUGUGGAGAGUCCAAUGCCAGGCGACUGGCACCCUCAAGACGCCUGCCACGCAGCCGCGUCUGGCACCUUUGGGGCUCUCGUAGGACCUGAAGUGCCAGCUCAGCAGUGGGACAGGAGGGACCUCAAGUCCCACACGUCCUGCCUGGAGCAUGGCGGCCAGUCUCUGGAGGAGAACGUGGGCCCAUUCUGACAGAAAACCUCAGCUGAGCUUCCCCAUGGACUGGAGGGAAACCGGAAACUGGAAAUCUCCCUUUGUCUGUGGCCUGUGGAGCCCCUCACCACACUGUUCUGAUGGCAACUGCUUUGCCCGACUGAAUCCAAAAUCCCCGCUGGCUUUUACUGUUGGUUCUGAACAAGCAAAGAUUCACUUAGGCGUGGACACCCACUUGAGACACUCCCAAUCAGAAUAUAAGGAGUCUGAUUUGGUGGCAAAGAUCUGCCUUCCAAAGGGAUCCACCUUUUGCAGAAGUUGCCCUGAAGGUUCGGCAAGUCCUAAUUCCUUCGUUGGACAAGCAUUUAUGGGGUACUCACUGUGUACCAGUCACUAGGUAUAAAGAAAGCCCUUACAUUCACAGUCUAGUAGGAAACAUUAAUCUCCACUAAACACACAUCUCCUUAUCUUCUGGACUCUCAGGAUCACCUGAGAAAUGGCGUCCAAACCACAGGAACUAGCCAUAAAGAAGCCCGUGAUUAACUGCCCAGUGCACUGGGUUGCCUGGCGAGGCUAUGGUUUCGGCUCUGCAGACCAGGGAUCUGUGAUGCUCUUUGGAGCCCCAAGUAGCACACACUCUUAUCAGAACCUACAGGCACAGUAACCACUAACCUGGCUUUCUCUGUCCCACCAAACCAAGGAGCAGCUGCAUCUGAAUCUUCCUAUCAGAAGAGGUUCACUUGGGUCCAAAAGGUGGUCAGAUUGCUCCUUCCAGAAGCUUCUGCAUUCACCUGGCGGCACCCAGCGAUGACGGGUCUUAUCUGCUGGAGGGGAUGUCUGUUGAUGCUGCUAGAGCUGCCAGAAAAUAUGCAAUUCUCCCGCGGGAAGAGGCUGUCUGUCCAAGGAUGGUGCUGACAUCACUGCCUUAAGGUCUCUGCCGUGCAGAAGGAGGCGGCCCUGGAGCGGGGCGUCCCGGGAAGGACAAGACGACGCCCCGCCAGGUGGCCUCCCCUGGGCGCUGGCCUCUCGGCCCCGCCUUGGCCGUCGCCCCAUGGCUGGGCUCAGGCCCCAGCGCUGUCUCCCCCAGGGCUGAGCCCUAUCUCUGUUCUCGGUGCUGCCCGGCCGGUGCCUUCUGUCCUGGGUGUUACUGGCGACUUGAGAAAAAGGAAAGGGGUGACCCCCUUCCUCCAUUCCAACUGCCUCAGAACCCCCGGAGCGAUGCCUGCCUCCCGGGUCAGCGUGGAGACCACCGUGCACUCUGCCUGGAUCUCAGCAGGUUGGCUCGGGAGGCCUGGGAUUCUGGCGCCUCAUCUCUGACGCCUGGCCCACAGCUCUUCUCAGCCAACAGCAGCAUUGUGCUUGGCUCUUCAGCUGCUUGCGUCCAGAAAGUGAGCUCCCAUUUGGCGAGGGGGCACCACCCACCGCUGUCCCUCUGGAGCCUGGACCCCAUUUCCAGUUGUCCACCUGGGCCCCUGGCUGUGGGUGACGGUCAUCCCCCAGGAAUCGCGGCGACGUGGCGACUGCGGCUGGCCGAGCCUCCUCACGGUGCUAGGCCCCUCGGCGCUCACGCAGGCCCCUCUUAAGCCGACUCCCCCCGCCCCCGGCCCCACCCUGGAGUGAGUGGCCAGUGCAGAUCCACAGCAUCCUCUCCCACCUGUCCCCCUGCUUCCUGGUUGAGACGCUGGGACCCCUCAGAAAGGGACGGCCAGGUCCCAGGGCUAAACUCGCACCCUGGCACCUUGAGGAAACCCAGCCCCUCCAGGAUCGGACUGGGUGCUGCCCCCUCCCACCCCCAGCUCCUCUCCUCACCGCAUCUGGCGAGCAGACCACAUGCUUCAGUGCCCAGCCCCACUUCCGGGCAGAGGUGCAACCAUGGCCCCCAUUUCUGGAUGAAGAAGACCACCACAUUUUGUCCAGUGUGUUUGUCCUCCACUCCUGCUUAGGCACCAGAAAUAAAGCGCGAGGUGUCGAGGCCGGCAGAGGACGGGCUGUCUGUGUGUGUGUCUCCGGGAGCGGCUGGCUGCCGCCGUCGCAUCUUCCGAGGCAGCUCCGCGGUGCUCAUCUCUGUGCGCGCAUCUCGUCUCGGCGUUUCUGCUGUGUGGUCUGCGUGUCGGGAAGCGGGAGGCUGGCUGAGGUCUUGGGGGUCCCCUCGCGGAGUCCCUAGCAGUCCGAAGGCUAAGCUUUGAUUUUGAAUGACCAACUAGUCUGCCCAUCCUCCUUGAGGACCUAAGACAACAUAGGCAUUUUUAAAAUUUUUUUCUUUCUUCCGCUUUUCCUGGUUUGGGCCUAAUCUCAUCUAUUCACUUCAAACUCCUUGCAACAAGACCCCAGGUAUUCAGAUGGGCACCCCAUCAGUCUCAGAAGUCACUUUAUUUCCAGGGGGAGGAGAGAGCCCCCUCCCAGCAACACCUCACACACGAGCCCUGCACAGAGGCGAAGGCUUUCUAUGAGGGCGAGACUUGAGGGACCCUCUACUGCAGGGUGUCUGGGAAAGGAAGCUGGUCUUGUCCUCAUUGCACAUUUCACACGGGCCUCUUUCUAGGACUGACCACGUUCUCAUGCUUCUUCCUUCCCUACUCCUGGGCCUUAGCUAAGCAGAAGCUAGUAGGGAGACUCUAUAAACACCCCCACCCCCACCCCACUGCCUGUACACUGAUGAUGAAAUGUACUUUUCCAGAGGGUUCGCUGCUGGGACACUGGAACCGUCCUAGGAUGACUGGAUAAUUAUUAUACUACUGAGUUCUGGUCCAUGGCCCCACCAAAGAGGCCAUAGUAAGAAAAUGGUUUUAGGGACACUGUUCUCAGAAGACCAAAGCCUGAGAAUAACACCCUUUAUAACUGAAAUCGCUUUCUAUAUUCAUGAACCCUCAGUCAACCUUGUCAGGGCCACAGGGGCCACCACCUUGGCUUGCCCACUGCCCACGUGUGCUCGGCAGCCCAGCCAGGAGCACAUACUCCCGUCACAGACCCUGUGGGAGAAGGCGUAGUCUGAAAGUGAGGACACACACCAAGAGAAACCUGGAAGCUGCAGGAUGGCCAGUCCAGUGGGGUAUUAAGCCUGUACUACUGGAUCCUCCCAGUUUGGCCUUUGGGUCUCUUAAUAGCUAUGUCUGGAGAGAUUUCUGUGACAGGCGUGGUUAUGGAAGGAAGUCAGCAUUGGUCCUUUGAUUCACCUCUUUCAUUUCUUAAAGCAGCGGUUCUUAGAUCUGUUUACAGACCAUCAGUGUCGGCAGCAUCUGAGGACUUGUGGAAAUGAAGUUCUCAGACCCCAUCCCGGACCUACUGAAUCAGAAACCGGGGAGAGGGCCCGGCAAAUUGUGUUUUAAUGAACCCUCUUGGUAAUUGUGCUGUACACUACAAUUUCAAUUCACAGUGUCAGGGAAAGUCAAGGACCAGGGUCCCCACACUGGAGCUUUAGGACCACGAAUAAGGUUCUAGGUUAAAAUUCAGACUUUAACAUUAGUUUCAAGGUCUUCUCGUGUAUCCUCAUGAUUCUGUCUUUACUUUUAUUUAACAAAAAGAAAGAGUAUGUGUGCUUUUGGGCAGAAGUUAGGGGAAUGCUUGCAUCUCCUUGGAGAACACAACCUUCAGGGAAAAACGUCACAGCUCUGAGAUUUCCAGGGGGCUUCCCGGGGGGACGAGGAGGGAGGGCUCCUCCAGGUGUCUCCUGCUGGGUGAUUCUUCUCAACUCAGCCUUUUUCUGUUGAUGGGAUGAGAGCAGUUUAAAAGUCUGAUCUGUAUUUCCACCAAACUUGUCCUGGCAGCACCCCUCACCCUUGUCCCAGUUCUAAAGGGCACCUGCCAGAACCUUCUGCCCGCCCUGCCCCCAGUCCUGCCUGGCCGCAGGAAAGCCUUCUCAGAGGUGGAGCAGAGGGUCCUCGGGGCAUCCAUCCUUCCCCCGAUAAAAAAAAUUUAUUUUAACUGAAAAGAGCUUCGUAUUUUCCCAAACUCAACAGAUGGGGCCGUGGGGUAGAUGAGGUGUGUACAACUGGCCUUGUUUAGAGUUUGUCCAUUUGCCCUGUGAGAGCGCUUGUGGGUGGGGGACGAAGACCCAUCUGGCACUGGGCCUCUUGGGGUCAGGAACGAAGUGCCUGGAGGAGGACGAGAGCCUGAGGGAGGCGUGAAGCCUGCACUGAAGUCACCCCAUGGCCGCCGGGUUCUCUAUCUCCUGCGGAUCUCCCCACAUCCCUGCCAUGUCUCCAGACUGAAAACGCAGAUGAGAAGGCAAGGGCUCCCCGUCCCAGCCGGUCUCCGGGCCACUGCUGUGGAGUGGCUUAGGAGUGGCUUAGGAGUCUCCCGCUUCCUAAGUGUUCUUGUUUUUUGUUUCUUUAACAGAACCACCUUUUUCUCAAACGAAUUCCAGCCCUUUCUGGGUUCCUUUCCUUGUCGUCACCUGUCCUGUUUUAGGCAGCACUGUUUGUGUGAUGGAGUCUUUGUUUCUCAAAUGCAUGGCGAUCCUCGGGUGGAAGGUGGGCAGGAAUCUUUACAACACUUUUUUUUUUAUUGGGCACAAACCCCCCAAACCAGGAUAUGUGUGUAUCUUCGUAUUUUGGUUUUUAUCAUUGGCCUUCCCCUCUUUCAACCUACCCCCUUUCAUAUCUGAUGUAGAGAAAGGGAGCUGUUGUAUUUAUACAUAAUUGCGGUAACAAUCAUGAGAGAGCUGGGUGAUUUGUCUUAAAUAAUAAAUCGGUUGACAGUUAAAUCCAUCCCAGGGCCAGUGGAUGAGGCCUUCUUCCCUCACUGCCAGAAGCCCCCUCACCUGGGUCCUCUGUCCAUCAGGCAUGUCUCCUCCCAGCAAGUCACCUGUUUGAUGCCAUUUGCGUUUCAAUAAAGUUAUCUCCUGUGUUGUCCGCUGGCUCUCUCUA